AUGGCGCAGGGUACGGAGAUCCUAAUUACCGGCGCAGCCGGGUUCAUAGGACAAGUGCUCGCAGCAGCACUGCUCGAAUCAUCAUCAGACAUCACGCUGGUCUUGACGGACGUAACAGAACCUGCUGUUCCCGAAGCUGCCUCUCAGCACGCAAGCCGAGUAAAAUCCACCAGCAGCGACUUGACCGACCCCAAUGCUGUGGCAUCUCUUCUUUCGACACCGUUCAAGGCCGUCUACCUCCUCCAUGGGUUGAUGUCAGGCGGAGCAGAAGCCAACCUGGAGCUGGGCUGGCGUGUAAAUUGGGAUAGCCACAGAUCCAUAUUGGACCAUCUGCGGACACAUCAGAAAGGAACCGUGGUCAUAUUCCCUAGCUCGCUUGCUGUCUACGGGCCCACCGGUCCUGGCGAGAUCACGAGCGAAUCCACCAACCCGCUGCCACAAUCGUCAUACGGCGCCCAGAAACUCAUGGUGGAAACAUAUCUUAACGACUUCUCAAGGCGAGGCCUCCUUGAUGGACGUAUAGUCCGCCUCCCAACAGUUGUCGUGCGGCCAGGUGCGCCCUCCGCGGCUGCAAGCUCCUUCGCCAGCGCCAUCAUCCGUGAGCCACUACGGGGUGAGAAGAGCAUACUUCCAGUCUCGCGAGACUUGGAGAUGUGGGUGUGCAGUCCCAAGACUGUGGUCGCGAAUCUGAUUCGGAUCAAGGAUGUCCCCAAGGAGAAGUUUGGCUUGAGCAGAGUUACCAACCUCCCCGGAAUCACUGUGACGGUCCAGCAAAUGUUGGAUGCACUUCAGAAAGUAGGAGGAAGCGAGGCAAUAAAGCUAAUCGAGGAGGAAAGAGACCCAAAAGUCGAGGCUAUUGUGGGCAGCUGGCCAGCUAGAUUCGACACGUCAAGGGCGCAAGGACUGGGCUUGGAUGCGGAUCAGUCACUGGUGGAUACCGUCAACGAAUUCUGUCAAAGUUUGGGAGUUCUGUGA
Molecule: messenger RNA, 975 nt
Organism: Diaporthe batatas
Lineage: Eukaryota; Fungi; Ascomycota; Sordariomycetes; Diaporthales; Diaporthaceae
Exons: 1
Coding region: 1-975 (324 amino acids)
Source: RefSeq, a predicted model, not a curated record